GACGGUAAUCAGGAUGGCGUCGUGGAUACAUCUGAGAGGUUGUUUUUAGCUGUAUAAGAGCUCGAAUUUUUUUUUUUCCCAAAACACCGACGAGAAAAUGCACAGCGAGAAGAAAUUAACCAAGGAAGACACAUGGAGACCCGCUGAGCUGAGAAAACACAUCAGGGACAAAGACAACAGGGAUGGCCAUUCUAGACGCAGAGACGACGAUGAGAGAAAGCACCGUGGCGGCCAAUCCGUAGAGAGACGGCACAGAGAUCCAGUGGAGUCCAGACCAGAGAGAGACAAGGAGAGAGACCGAAGACAUGGAGACAGCAGAGACAGACAGAGGAAAGACGGCUCCCAUGAUAGGAGAGGCGACAAAGACCGGGGGAGAAGAGAUGACGAGGACAGGAGGAAACGGGCAGAUGACGGUAGAGAUAGAAGGGAAACGGCGCCAGGCAAAGAGGACUUGAGGGAAAGGGAGAGGCAUAGGGACAGACACAAAGAUAAGGAGAAAGAGAGAGCAAAAGUAAAGGAGAAACACCCGGAGGAGGACAGGGACAAAAGGAGAGAGGACAGAGAGAAGGAAAGACGGCGAGAAGAACAGGAAAGGGAGCAGAGGAGAGAGAGAAGGCGACGUGACGAAAGCGACGAAGUCAGGAGAGAUCCGACUGAAAAGCUGCACAGAGAGCCCAGGGACAGGAAACACAGAGGCGAGCAUGAAGACAAGAGAAGAGACCGAGUCGUUCAAGAAGACAGAAGGCGGACAGAAGACAGAGAAUAUAAAGAAGAAGUCAGGCGGCACAAGGAGGAACGAGAAAGACGACACAAGGAGAGAAGACGCCACGAUGAGACGCAUAAGCACGACAGCGCAUCCAGGGAACGCCAGGACUCGAAACAAUCCGCAGACGACGUACGGAGUUCCCGCGGCGACAGGGAGCGAACGGAGAGGGACAAACACAAAGAGAGGCGUAAAAAAGAGGAGGAGACGGACAUAGAGAGAAGACACAAAGAGAGGGGACACAGAGAAGCAGAGGACGAGGACGUGGAGAGAAAUCAUAGAGCGAGGAGCGGCUCCAAGAAGUCCUCCUCCGGCAAAAGUCCGACAUACGAGAAGAGGGAGGAAGACUCAAACCCACAGACAGCAGGUGGGAAAAAUGGAGAGGAGAAGGCUGAAAAGGCAGAUUUGGCAGAGCAGGAGUAUGAAGAGGAUUUUGAGAAACUGGAAUACGAGGAGGACUUUGAAGACGUGGAGGAGAGUGCUGAUGAAGGGGAGGACGGGCCCGACGUGGAUGAUGGGAAGGAGGGACCGCCUGCACAAGCGAGUAAAGAGAUUGAGGCGAUCCGCAGAGCCAUGGCUGAAGAGAACGAGAGAGCCGGAUCCGCCCGGUCCAGGCACAGUGCGGUUAGGGAGGAGCAGGAAGACAAACCCGGCGGAUCUGAAGGUUCUGAAAGGAAUCAGGGUGAAACCUCCCGGCGCGGUAAAUUCAUCGACUUUGUGGCGGCGAAGCAACGUGAAGUCAGCCAGAAAGUCGCCACAAGACAGAAGAAGCGAAGCACGGAGCUGCUUCGUCUGAUCGACCUGGACGUCACCGCCACCUUCUCCCUCCUGGAUCUACCGCCUGUCAGCGAAUAUGAGAUGUACAUCAAGAGCUUCGGAAACGCCAACGCCAAGCAGGCUUACGUCCAGUGUAACGAGGACGACACAGAUCGAGACGUCCAGACGGAGGAAAUAGAGAUGUGUGAAAAGUGGACUCAGCAUCCCCCUGAAUACAGCGGAGCCUGUGGAGAUCCGAACCCCUCUCAGGAGGCGCGAGACAAAACCCGCGGUGAACUCGUCCUGGAUUCCCAACGCCUGAUGUCGUUCCUGCGCUCAGCCUCACAGGUCAUGGUGGUGCUGCUGGAGGAAGAUCAAGCCGAGAGGAAGUCCCUAAGAAAGCUGAAGACUCAGAAAGAUUCCCUUUCGUUCAGCGACGGAAGUUUACAGCUCAACGCCAAGUUGCCUUUUCUUUUAGGUCGACAGAUCAGCCUGGUGCACUUCUCUCCGGCCCAGAAGCACACCAUGCUGUCCGUGCACACGCCCACCGCCACAGCCAGCGCCGUCCGCCUCGACAGCUGCGCCGUCGUCUGCGUGUGGAACAUCUGGGAGCCGUCCAGACCUCAGCAGAUACUCGUCUAUGGAUCAGAGGUUCAGUGUUGCUGCUUCAGCCCAGGAAAGUCCAGUCUGGUGUUUGCAGGAACGCCGGUCGGUUCUGUGGUUCUGUGGGACCUGAGGGAGCAUUCCAGCACCCAUUACAGAUUAAAGAUCGGUGAGGACGACUGGACCUUCAGGCACCCUACCUUCUCCACUGACGCAGUGAUGUGCGGCUCCGGCCACGUCUCUCCUGUCACCUCUGUAGAGGUCGUCCCCUCCUUCGCAGCCGGACGGCUGAGGCCAGAGCUCCCACCUUUGGCCUCUGAGGAAGAAUCAUCUGGAUUGUCGUUCCAGCUGGCCUCUCUGGAUGAAAGCGGGCUGUUGAAUUUCUGGGUGGUGGUGGAGCUGCCCAGAGGCAACGAGGCGGGCUCUCCUACAGAUCUAGGUCUCCGUCCUGGGGGCAAAGUGAAGCUGCUUCACAGCUCCUCCCUCCUCACUGUUCAGAGGCCGUCACUGAGAGAGGCAGCGAAAACCAAACCAUUUCAGACGCUGCUACUAAAAUACCAUCCGACAGACUCCAACCAGUUCUUCAUCGGCACCAGUCUGGGUCUGGUCAGCCACGGGACGAGUCACGGUUUGAAGGCUCCGCCGCAGUUUUACAGGUUUCAGGAGGUGGACGAAAGAACUGCUGACGUCAGCGCAAUCCACUUUUCUCCUUUCAGACCAAACCUGUUCCUGGUUGGCUGUGCGGACGGCAGCAUCAGGCUGCACGCAGUCAGCCACGAUCGGCCUCUGGCAGAAUGGAUGAACAGCACCGCUGGCGAAGCGGUGGUCUCGCUGCAGUGGGCCCAGACCAGGCCCGCUGUGUUUUGUGUGUUCGACGCGGCCUCUAACCUUCACGUAUGGGACAUGUUGAAAGACGACGCACAGCCUGUUCUGACGGAGAAAAUGACUGCCGAUAGGGUUACCGCUAUGGCUGUGUUUGGAGACUCACGACAACAGAACACGUACUCAGGAAUCGCGCUGGCACACGAGUCAGGAAAUAUAGAGCUGCGAUAUUUCACUCAAACUCUGACGGUGCCCAGCCCUGCAGAGGAGGGAAAGCUGGAGAGUUUAUUGACUGAAGCCUUUUGAGACGCUGCGUCUUGAAUGGCCGACCUCAUACUGAUGAGGGGCCACUUUGGUGUUACCUUAAAGCUUCAAUGCAAUUACAACUACAGAAGGAGCAAAACGUUCAACUAAUACAACUUUUUUAGCCACCACCUAAUGUACUUUGAGACAUAAAUUAAGGUGUUUUAUUUCCUUAUUUUAUUGUUUAAGUCCAUUAUACAUGGAGUGGAUAUAACCCUAGUUAUGAAGGGAAUGAUAAUGUAUUGAUUGUCCUUACUUUAAAAAGAAGACUGUACAUGUUUGGAGAUAUACAGAAAAUAUUUAUACUUUUUGCCUAUAAAAUAUUUUUCUUAUAAAGUUUGUUAUUUUUCAUUAAACUGACUACAUCUGUAUAUAU
Molecule: messenger RNA, 3623 nt
Organism: Fundulus heteroclitus (mummichog)
Lineage: Eukaryota; Metazoa; Chordata; Actinopteri; Cyprinodontiformes; Fundulidae
Gene: dync2i1
Product: dynein 2 intermediate chain 1
Exons: 24
Coding region: 98-3250 (1050 amino acids)
Biological process (GO): intraciliary transport
Cellular component (GO): cytoplasmic dynein complex
Molecular function (GO): dynein light chain binding; dynein heavy chain binding
Source: RefSeq, a predicted model, not a curated record